Messenger RNA from Thalassophryne amazonica, 2993 nucleotides. RefSeq names its product frizzled class receptor 3a (gene fzd3a). Gene Ontology annotation, molecular function: Wnt-protein binding; Wnt receptor activity. NCBI's taxonomy places the organism in Eukaryota, Metazoa, Chordata, Actinopteri, Batrachoidiformes, Batrachoididae. Gene Ontology annotation, cellular component: plasma membrane. The transcript is spliced from 9 exons. The record is from RefSeq and is a predicted model, not a curated record. Gene Ontology annotation, biological process: non-canonical Wnt signaling pathway; canonical Wnt signaling pathway. The coding region runs from base 505 to 2577 and encodes 690 amino acids.
AAAGGCAGGUGAUGAUUUGAAUUUACCCCUCAAAGUCAAAGCACGACUGUCAGAAUGGCGACUCUUUAGACUUUUAUUGUGAUAAACCUGAAAGGAAGCAGUUUGUGAAUUGUAUCUGUCUUGACUCUUCGAGAAGGCGGAGGUGGUAGCAGAUCGUCCACUCACUCAUUGUUAGCAACUCGAAAAGCCUGAACGUCGAUUUUUCCACACAAAAUUCAGUGUUUCUGCUCAUUGUUGUCCAUCAGGCAGCCGAGGGAAGAGCGUGAGCCGCAACAUCUUUAAAGGACCACCACAGCAUCCUGAAGGUGAUGGAGCUCUUCUGACACGCUGCUGCUGCAGCCCCACGUUUCCAUGGCGAUGGAUGUGCCCCGCUUCCACCAUGGCCGUGGUGCAUCACGCUGCCCAGCCCACACUGUUCCUCUGUGAGCCAAAGAGGAGGCUUGUGAACACUCCUUUUUGCUGAAUCCCACAUUGAGCCGUCCUUCUGUUUGGCACGGGUCGGCGAUGGAUCUCCUGUGGGUUCUGUCGGUGUCCAUGCUGACGGCAUGCGUUGCCAUCCCCAUGGAUGCUGCAGCAGGGAGCCACAGUCUGUUCACCUGCGAGCCCAUCACCCUGCGCAUGUGCCAGGGUUUGCCUUACAAUGCCACCUUCAUGCCCAACGUGCUGAACCAUUAUGACCAGCAAACCGCCGCGCUCGCCAUGGAGCCGUUCCAUCCUAUGGUCAACUUGCAUUGCUCUCCAGAGCUCAGGAUGUUUCUGUGCGCGCUCUACGCCCCCGUGUGCACCGAGUAUGGCCGGAUGACUCUGCCGUGCCGCCGCCUCUGUCUACAGGCCAAGAGCGACUGCUACAAACUAAUGGACAUGUUUGGUGUCAGUUGGCCAGAGGAGAUGGAAUGCAACAGGUUCCCAGACUGUGACGAGUCCUACCCUCGCCCUGUAGACCUCCAGUCUCACUCUGAGCCAACCGAAUCACCCGUAUCGAUCCAGCGAGACUACGGCUUCUGGUGUCCGCGCGAACUCAAAAUCAGCCCCGAGCUUGGCUACUCCUUCAUGGGAGUUCGUGACUGCUCCCCCCCAUGUCCCAACAUGUACUUCACACGUGAGGAGCUGACAUUCGCCCGGUACUUCGUCGGGGUUGUGUCCAUCGUCUGUCUGUCCGCCACCCUCUUCACCUUUUUAACAUUCCUCAUCGAUGUGUCGCGCUUCCGCUAUCCAGAGCGCCCGAUCAUAUUCUACGCUGUGUGCUACAUGAUGGUGUCCCUGGUGUUCUUUUUGGGCUUCUUUUUGGAGGAUCGAGUUUCUUGUAAUGCAGCAAGUCCCGCAAGGUUUCAGGCUUCAACGGUGACACAAGGCUCCCAUAAUAAGGCUUGCACUCUUCUCUUCAUGGUGCUGUAUUUCUUCACCAUCGCCGGCAGUGUCUGGUGGGUCAUACUGACCAUCACCUGGUUCCUCGCGGCUGUUCCUAAAUGGGGCAGCGAGGCCAUCGAGAAGAAAGCCCUCCUCUUCCACGCCUGUGCCUGGGGCGUCCCGGGAAUCCUCACCGUCACUCUGCUCGCCAUGAACAAGAUCGAGGGUGACGGCGUCAGUGGCGUUUGCUUUGUGGGACUCUACAACCUGACGGCGCUGCGUUGGUUCCUGCUCGCACCGCUGGGACUGGAUGUAGUGGUGGGUGUGGCACUGCUGCUGGCAGGCAUUGCGGCAUUGAACCGCGUCCGCAUGGAGAUUCCACUGGAGAAGGAGAACCAGGAGAAGCUGGUGAAGUUCAUGAUUCGUAUCGGCAUCUUCUCCGUGCUCUACCUCGUCCCCCUGCUGACGGUGCUGGCCUGUUAUCUGUACGAGAACAACUACAGAACUGUGUGGGAGACCACCUGGGUGCACGAGAGGUGCAAAGAGUACCACAUCCCCUGUCCGUACCAGGUGGAGCGAACCAGUCGUCCUGACCUCGUCUUGUUCCUGAUCAAGUACCUGAUGAUGCUGAUCGUAGGGAUCCCCUCAGUUUUCUGGGUCGGUAGUAAGAAGACCUGUUUCGAGUGGGCCAGCUUCUUCCACGGGAAGCGGCGAAAAGACGGGGCGGUUAACGAGAGCAGGCAGGUGCUGCAGGAGCCAGACUUUACCCACCUGCUCCUUAGGGAUCCCAACACGCCCAUCGUGAGGAAAUCACGCGGCACCUCCACCCAGGGAACGUCCACCCACGCCUCCUCCACUCACCUGGCCAUGCUGGACGAGCCGCCCAGUGCCAGCACCAGCCGGGCCGGCUCAGUGCGCAGCGCCCGCUCCAAGCUGAGCAGCUACCACGGCAGUUUGCACCGUAACCGAGACGGAAGAUUCGCGGCCUGUAGCUUCCGAGCGGCAGAAGACCGGCAGCCUUACGGAAGUCUGCCCCGUCUGAACGACCUAUCACAGGCCAGACACUGCAGCGCCAACCGGCUGGACAGCCAAUCGCGGCACGGCUCCACCCACAGGCUGGACAGCCAAUCGCGGCACAGCAGCGUGAGGGACCUCAGCAGCACCGCCCACGUUGCCCCUGGAAACGGGAUCCACAACAACCAAGUGCAGGAGACCGGAAGAGGCCCGUAAUGAAUCGGAAGUCUUUCAUCCACAAUAAAAGUUUGGUGCGACGCCUUAAAACAAAAACUGAAGGAUGAAACGUUACGUUUGGACCUACGCUGCUGACGCGUUUACAUAAAAAUCUAACUUACGGAUAUUUUCUUCCGCUGGACGUGUUUUUGGAUGAAAAUCCAGGCAUUAUGAGCCUUUUUUCAUGUCAGUGUUUUAACACUCAGGUUUUUUUUUUUUUGUAGUGUUGCAUUUUUCAGAAUAAGAGUCAUUUGUCUGCUGUGAAGUUAAAUCUUUUCAAUACAGAUGUUCGGCAAGAGCACAAAAACUGUACAUUUCUUACAUUUACAGAACUGCUUAUAUUGAGGUACUUCACUGUAUUUAUGCCGUUAAAAAUGUUUUUGUCUGUUAGAAUCAAAGAUCUGAACCAAGAAAAA